Messenger RNA from Fraxinus pennsylvanica, 2289 nucleotides. The record is from the annotation of a GenBank genome assembly. NCBI's taxonomy places the organism in Eukaryota, Viridiplantae, Streptophyta, Magnoliopsida, Lamiales, Oleaceae.
AUGGAAUGCUCAAGAUUCUUUACAUUUCUCUGUUUUUCGUUUAGUUUCUUGAUUUUGGGAACUUAUCAACUACAAUCCUCCCAAACCCAAGUACUUUUGCAGCUAAGGAAGCAAUUGGAGUACCCAAAACAGUUAGAUUUAUGGCUUAAUACUAGCACAGAUUUCUGUUAUUUGUCAACUACUCAGGUGAACAUAACUUGUGAAGACAAUUUGGUUACUGGGAUCAUAAUCUUUGGUGAUAAACAGAAAAGGGUUAGUAAUUUUAAUGUAUUUCGAGUGUCGAAUCAAACUUUGUCACAAAAUUUCUCCACAGAUUCCCUUGUAGCCACCUUGUCUAGGCUAAAUGGAUUGAAGUCUCUUAGUUUGGAAUCAUUAGGCAUUUGGGGUCCAAUUCCCGAUCAAAUUCAUAGAUUGCAAUCCCUUGAAUACUUGGAUUUGAGUUGGAAUUUUCUCUAUGGUUCUAUUCCUCCAACACUUUCGAGAAUUAGUAACCUUCAGAUUCUUAAAUUGGAUGGGAAUUUCUUGAAUGGUACCUUUCCUGAUUGGUUCGACUCGUUUUCGAAUUUCACUAGUUUUAGUAUGAGCAACAAUCUUUUGAGUGGCUCAUUGCCGUUUUCAAUACGAAGGAUUACCACUUUAACAGCUCUUGUUUUGUCAAACAAUGCGAUUUCUGGGAAGUUGCCAGAUCUUAGUAGCUUAUCUAGCCUACAAUGGCUCAACUUAAGCGGAAAUAUGUUCGAAUCAGAACUUCCCAAUAUGCCGAAAGGACUGACAGCAGUUCUGCUAAACAACAACAACUUUUCUGGGAGGAUUCCUCAGCAAUAUGGUCAAUUGCAUCUGCUUCAGCAAAUUGACCUUUCUUUCAAUGCCCUUAAAGGGACACCUCCUGCAGGACUUUUUUCGUUUCCUGGUAUUGUUUCCUUAAACUUGGCAUCAAAUAUGUUGAGUGGAUCGCUUCCAGUGCGCAUGAGUUGUGGCAGUAAGCUUGGAUCAGUCGAUAUCUCUAACAAUAAAUUGAGAGGUCUGCUGCCUUCCUGUUUGAGCUCUGCGAUAAAAACUGGAGGUGUGAAAUAUGGAGGGAAUUGCUUGUCAAUUGAUCUAAGCCAUCAGCAUCCAGAAACAUAUUGUUUAGAACACCACAAAGAGAAGAAAAAAUCUGAAGAGAAGAAUUUGGGGAUAUUAAUUGGUGUCAUUGGUGGAAUUAUUGUUAUUAUGGGGCUUCUGGCCUAUGGAUUUCUUGUUUUGUGUCGACAAUAUUGUCCUCGAGGAAAAUCGGAGCAACAUUUAUUGCAAAAGUCAGUGCAAGAUAACUCUGUCACGGGCUUCACUUCCGAGCUUUUAAUGAAUGCUAGGUUUAUUUCUGAUGCAGCAAAGUUAGGCUCACAAGGGACACACGCGCAUCGCCUGUUUUCAUUGGAUGAGCUAAAGGCUGCCACAAACAAUUUUGAUAAGUCCAACUUGAUGGGUCAAGGUUUGACUGGGAAGAUGUACAAAGGAAGACUUGAAAAUGGGACUCCAGUAUCUAUUCGGUGCCUGACUGUAUCAAAAAGAUAUGCAAUUCGAAAUCUCAAACUAAGACUCGAUUUACUGGCUAAGCUACGACAUCCACAUUUAGUUUGCCUCUUGGGGCACUGCAUUGUGAAUGAAGGAAAGGUUGAAUCUGAUGUGAACAAUGUCUACCUCAUAUACGAAUAUGUUCCAAAUGGGAAUUAUCAAGCUCGUCUUUCGGAAACUAAUCCCGAGAAUGUACUCAAAUGGUCCGACAGAUUGGCUAUUCUGAUUGGUGUAGCCAAGGCUGUGCAUUUUCUUCACACUGGAAUUAUUCCAGGUUUCUUCAAUAAUCAAUUGAAGGCGAACAAUAUAUUGCUGAACGAGCAUCAGAUGGGAAAGCUGAGUGAUUAUGGGUUGUCAAUUGUAGUCCAAGAGAUUGACGAGCAUAAGGCGGAAGGAGGCCUUAAUUCAUGGCAAAUAAAGAGCGCGGAGGAUGAUGUUUAUAGCUUUGGAUUGAUAUUACUCCGGUCGCUUAUUGGUCCUUCAUUCUCAGCGAGAAAUGAGACUUUUUUGCUCAAUGAGAUGGUUUCGUUGGUUACUCCCGAUGGCCAGAGGCGAAUUGUCGACCCAACUGUACUCACAUCUUGCUCACAAGAAUCUCUAUUGAUUAUCAUAUCCAUAGCGAACAAAUGCAUAUCGCCUGAAUUCUCAACUCGUCCGUCUUUCGAGGAUGUUCUUUGGAACUUGCAAUAUGCAUCUCAAGUUCAAGCAAGAGCAGAUGGAGAACAAAGAUUUUGA